Molecule: messenger RNA, 1050 nt
Organism: Anoplopoma fimbria (sablefish)
Lineage: Eukaryota; Metazoa; Chordata; Actinopteri; Perciformes; Anoplopomatidae
Product: E3 ubiquitin-protein ligase RNF186-like
Exons: 1
Coding region: 177-818 (213 amino acids)
Biological process (GO): protein ubiquitination
Molecular function (GO): ubiquitin protein ligase activity
Source: RefSeq, a predicted model, not a curated record
CUGACGGGACUGACUCAAAACGGGAAAUCCAGGGAGAUUUUUUUUUUUUUUUUUAACUUUUCAACGUUUUAUUGCCAUCUGGGCAUUUUCGCAAUAGUCCACAGUAUGCUAAUCCAUGUCAACAAACAGUGGGUGCAGUGAAAUAACGCUGUUUGUGUGUCCCAAUUAGACAGAACAUGGCGGAGGCGGUCGCUGCAGACGGCGAGCACGGCUCCUCUCCGCCCGACGUGACCGACCCGGCCCCCAACGACGACUACGAGUGCAAAAUAUGCUUCAACUCCUUCGACCUGGACCGACGCACUCCCAAACUGCUGAGCUGUUCCCACACCUUCUGCCUCGAGUGUCUCGACGCUCUUCACUCCCGCGAGGGUCGAGGGUGGAGGCUCGGCUGCCCCGUGUGUCGCCACCGGACUCCGGUGCCGGAAUACCGGGUUCAUAACCUACCGGACGACCGCGCAUUGACUGAAUCUCUCCCGCUCGAAAAGCACGCGGCUGCGGACUCGACAGACGCGGCCGUCCCCUCGGACACUUCCCGAGAGAGCAACGCCAGCUGUCAGACAUGCAAACAAGUUGUGUUCAUGACCGGCUGCGUGUGCGCCAUCUUUUCUUUCCUGUCCAUGGUGGUGCUCUUAUUUCUGGGCCUCAUAUUUGUGCAUAACUUCAAAAACACCUCGUGGCCCGUCGGUCCUAUGUGUUUGUUUGUUGCCAGUGUCCUCGCGCUGGUCUCGCUCAUUCUCACUUGGUUAGUGUGCAUGUUCACGUACCGACCGGAAACUGAACCGAGCAACUUCAGUUCCCUCACUUCUAAUAGAAUGUGAUUCUCUGUGAUACACUAGCUUAGCCUUGUUAGCAUAAUUAAAGGGAAAUCUGUUCAUUUGCACAGACACCCUUAGAGAUGCCUUGUCGGUGUUUGUGAACAUGGACGAAUGACUUUAAUUUGGAAUAGCAGAGGCGUAAAUAAUAAAAGCAUUGAUGACUGAAUUCCAUAUAGCUGCUGCCAGACACUUGAAUAUAAACAGAGCCAUCGUUGACGUUAUUAUCUGUGCUUUU